CUAUCAGAUCGUGACUUCGCGUUGGGGCAUCGAGGUCCGUCAAGAGCAACAAAUCGAACCCCGCACACCCUUGCGCUUCUAUAAUGGCAGCCACACCCGCUCGCAGAGGCCUUUCGGCUCUUUUCUCUGCUUCGUCAUCCAGAGCAUCAUCAAUCGCCAGCCGGACACAAAAACGAAGCUUCUCUUCAUCCCGCAUCUGCGCCGCAUACGCGACUGCACCUAAAGCAGCAGCGGCAACCACGACUAGCACUUCGACAGCUGCGAAACCUGCGACUUCAACGUCAACUGCGUCAAAGCCCACAACCUCAGCAACCCCACAACGGACAGUAACUCCCUCAUUUCCUGCGAAAGAGCCUCCCGUGCCCACCACACGCAACAGCACCGCAGAAACCGCAGCAUCAGCAGCCCAAAAACAACGUUCGCUUACCGAGGGACUGUCCGAUGCACCUCCCGAGCUAGAAGGCGUACCAGCCAUAGACUGGACUCGCUCGUACCAUGGCCUUGGCAGCAUAUCUUUCACACCAGAGCAGUCGGACACGCUGCUCGCGCCCAUUACACAGGACGAUGUCGAGGUGAAGCCAGACGGUAUCAUAUACUUGCCCGAGAUCAAGUACAGGCGGAUAUUGAACAAGGCAUUCGGGCCAGGAGGUUGGGGCUUAGCACCAAGAGGCGAGAGUAUCGUUACUGGAAAGCUGGUGACGAGGGAAUAUGGACUCAUUGUCCAAGGACGACUCGUUUCCAUUGCCCGUGGCGAGCAACAGUACUUCGACCCUGACGGUAUUCCCACUGCGACCGAAGGCUGCAAAUCCAACGCCUUGAUGCGAUGCUGUAAAGACUUGGGUAUUGCUUCUGAACUCUGGGACCCACGCUUCAUCAGGGAGUUCACGAACAAGAUGACAAAGGAAAUAUGGGUGGAGCAUGUGAGCACCAAGAAGAAGAGGAAGAUAGUGCUGAGAAAGGACGACAGCGCCAGAUACCCAUACAAAGAAGUCAAAUUGUAGUUUGGCUCGAGAAUGUGUUGGAACACAUAGGAAAAAGGUAGACGCAUUUGCAGGCGUAAUGAGUGCACAUAAACCAAGUGUGGAUGUAUAGAUAGGUUGUAAGAUCAUCAGGACAACCCGUCCCAACUCAUGCUCAAGAAUUGUGAUACCAAAUAUAUACCGCUUCAUCAUAGUCGUG
This is a messenger RNA of Alternaria alternata, 1179 nucleotides long. Its product is annotated as Mgm101p-domain-containing protein. The transcript is spliced from 2 exons. Bases 84 to 1001 code for a protein of 305 amino acids. Gene Ontology annotation, biological process: interstrand cross-link repair; recombinational repair. Lineage: Eukaryota; Fungi; Ascomycota; Dothideomycetes; Pleosporales; Pleosporaceae. Gene Ontology annotation, molecular function: single-stranded DNA binding. The record is from RefSeq and is a predicted model, not a curated record. Gene Ontology annotation, cellular component: mitochondrial chromosome; mitochondrial nucleoid.